Triticum aestivum (bread wheat) is the source of this 1582-nucleotide messenger RNA. RefSeq lists its product as uncharacterized. Lineage: Eukaryota; Viridiplantae; Streptophyta; Magnoliopsida; Poales; Poaceae. The record is from RefSeq and is a predicted model, not a curated record. The transcript has 2 exons. Bases 1 to 792 code for a protein of 263 amino acids.
AUGACCUGGGCUGCGGACAUCAUCUCGCUGCCCGACGAUGUCGCGGUCGGGAGCCUCACCGGUUUCCUCUUCCUUGGCUUCCAUCUGCUGUGUCCCGAGGAGAGCUCCAGGUCGUUCGGCGUGGUCUGCGUCGGCGCCGACGUGUCUAGGGUUCGCGCCGCCGUCUUCUCGUCGGCGACGAGGGAUUGGGUCGUCCACCCGUGGGUGGAAAUCGGCGGUGAGUACGGCCUAAAUUACGGUGCUGGGGCGCUGGUGAAUGGCUCUGUUUACUGCCCUUUCUAUGAGGACAGCCGUGUGAUUAGGAUAAACACAGCCACCAUGGAUGUCUCCUCUCUGGACCUGCCCUCAUUACCCUCAUGGAUAAUUGAUUACGGGCAGGUCGAUUUCAUCGUUGGGGACACUAAGGAUGGAGAGCUCUGCAUGCUAUAUGCAUCUGAUGAUUUUCACCUCCAUGUUUGGAUCCGUGGUGUGGACGGUGAUGGAAUUGGGGUUUCGGUGCCGCUGCUCAUACCCUCUUUGAGCGCACAGAUUGAGCGGACGACCGGGGAAUCGGAGGGCAAACUCAGAGUUGUGCAAGCUAGGUCUGGAUGCGUGUACCUGUGCAUGAUAUGCAUAACCCCUGCUGACACACAACACAGCUGGUUAUUCUACCAUUCAUUGGGUACCAAGGAGAUUGAGUUAAUGAUCAAUGGGACAUUUGAUUACUGUGCCUAUCCGUAUAUUAUGGCCUGGCCUCCGUGUUUGAUUUGUGAUGAUGAGGGCACUGCGCAUGAAGUUGAAGGUUCUCACUGAAAUCUGCAGUUGUGGUUCACAAUGUUAGGCAGUUGGUCCCUUGCUUGAUUGGACGCGAGUUUAAAAAACGGUUAUUUGCAUUCUUUCUGCAUCUGGUGUAGCUCGGCGGAACUACUUCAAGUGUCAACUAUGUUCCAGUUUCUUCGGAGUAUAAGAUCACCUUAUUGCAAGAAAGUUGUUGCGUUUUUCAAUUGUUUUUUUAGAAGAGUAGAAUCGCACAAGUUGCAUCCUAAAGCAUUGCACCAAUGGGUAGAAUUUGCACAAGAUUAAUAUGCCGCUUUGAUGGAGACUAACACACUGCUUUUGUGACAGCAAGAACAGCAGCAGGGGAGAUUUGCGUGUAAACUGCAAGGUUGUCAUGCUCGGUGUCGAACGCAUUUAUGUUGACUGAUCAUGGAAGUUGGAAAUCAAAUAAUGCAUUUGAUUUGAUUGGUUUGUAGAAAGAAUGUAUUGCCAGAUUGUCUCGGGUAGUGAGUGGUCAAUGCUUAGAGUGAUAUAGUGAGCCUGCUGCUUUGCCAAAUAUCAUGAAUCGUGUAAUCUACUGUCGUUUCAGAACAUUCAGUUAUAAAGUGAGUUCAAGCUUCAGUAUGUUGUUUUCAAAUACAACACUUUUUGGCAAAGAUUUCAGAAUGGGUACACAGACGUGUUCAGGGGAAUAGUGAUUUCACACGCAGAGAUGUGAAUUUGAGGGAAUUCUCACCUAUGAAUCUGUGAUAUUCAGAUACGUUGAAAUUAUUGGCGUGAUGCUGGAGUUUAAUGAGUUUUAUGGAAGUUUGUAUUUUUUUUUCCA